AUGUUGCCACCAAUAAAUGAUUCGGCAGGCAAGGAAGAUAUUAACAUCCAUUUUGAUGAAAAAUGUAGAAGACGUUACAAUACAUAUGUACUGUUCUCCCAUCAAGCAAUUGCCUCUUGUAUAGCUUUGAGAUAUGCCGGUAUCGAAUUGCGCGGGCCAGGCCAAGUCGGUGGAACACCCACUAGGAUGCGUUAG
Messenger RNA from Botrytis deweyae, 195 nucleotides. RefSeq lists its product as uncharacterized. The transcript has 3 exons. The coding region runs from base 1 to 195 and encodes 64 amino acids. The record is from RefSeq and is a predicted model, not a curated record. Lineage: Eukaryota; Fungi; Ascomycota; Leotiomycetes; Helotiales; Sclerotiniaceae.